CUCUCUUCUCCACUAUGGACAGAGCCACCGCGGAGCGGCUGCCUGUCGGCCACAGACCCGGCUGACAUGGGCACCGUCGGAGCAACGCCGCUGUUCUGGGCCAUCCUUGGCUUCCUCCUACUCCAAGGCCACCACUCCCAGCCCACGACAAUGCAGACAUCUCGCCCUCAGGGAGCCUUCAGCCAUCAAAGUCUAACCACAGAGCCACUUUCUUCCAACAUAGGAGACAGCCCUUCCUCAGAGCCCAGCCGCCCAAGCCCUCUGACCAGCACUGGAAGCCCAGCAGCUCCAGAGAAGGCCUCACAGGUCCUCAUGGUAGCCAGGAAACCUGUGACACCGAGCCCCAGCACUGUGGAUGGUCACUCCCAGUCCCCGCUGGGCCUGACUCAGUCCCAGACACAGAAGUACACAGCAGGACUUGACACUUCUCAAAAUAUUACUCCCAUAUCAACCACCAUGAGCCCGAGGACAAGAGAAGACUCUUCCAUCCUGCCCAGCCCCACAUCAGAGACAGUGCUCACUGUGGCUGCAUUUGGUGUUAUCAGCUUCAUUGUCAUCCUGGUGGUUGUGGUGAUCGUCCUAGUCAGUGUGGUCAGUCUAAGGUUUAAGUGUCGGAAGAACAAAGAGUCUGAAGAUCCCCAGAAACCUGGGAGUCCGGGGCUAUCUGAAAGCUGCUCUACAGCCAAUGGAGAGAAAGACAGCAUCACCCUGAUCUCCAUGAAGAAUAUCAACAUGAAUAACAGCAAAGGAUGCCCCACAGCAGAGAAGGUUCUUUAGAAGCAAUGUUGGGUCCCCAUGGGUCAAACGAUGACGCAGCUGCCCUGUGUCUAUAAAGAGGAAGGCGAUGGAAGUGGUACAGGCAUGAACCACAUAUAAAUUAUUUUAUUAUUUCACACUUACUCCAAGAUCUAAAAGGACACUGGCAUUCCUCCAGAUCUAGGAGCAAGCUGCCAGUAUGAGAGACUCUUUCCCAUAUGGGCAGCCACUCUGGAAACACAGCCUGCUCCUCCCACCUGCUCACCGUCACAGGAAGGGAGAGUCUGGAGAGCAAGAGCAAGGAAAAUGACAAAGUGGAGUGGCCUUUGCUACUUUUCAUUAAAAUUAUUUUCUGGCC
Molecule: messenger RNA, 1114 nt
Organism: Odobenus rosmarus divergens (Pacific walrus)
Lineage: Eukaryota; Metazoa; Chordata; Mammalia; Carnivora; Odobenidae
Gene: ECSCR
Product: endothelial cell surface expressed chemotaxis and apoptosis regulator
Exons: 10
Coding region: 67-777 (236 amino acids)
Biological process (GO): positive regulation of proteasomal protein catabolic process; positive regulation of endothelial cell apoptotic process; negative regulation of angiogenesis
Cellular component (GO): plasma membrane; cytosol
Source: RefSeq, a predicted model, not a curated record